CACGAAGCGUAAACUUUGGCGUAAAUUUGGAAUUUGAUCAAAACAUCUGUCAAAAAGUUUACGCUUCGUGUGACGGCGUUUUUGGUCGGUCAAUAGCGCUGAUGCGUAAACUUGCUGUCAAAUCGUUGUUACCGGCGGAUUGUUGAUGUGGAUGCCAUUGUGUGUUGUGUUGAUAUUUUAUAAAAACGUCGAAGAAAGUUUAAUAUAAUAAAAUGGACUCACUACUAAUGAACAAAUCGUGGCUCUCUGCAGUUGAAAAAGUGUUAGAGGCUUCUGAAGCUAGGGAAGCCGGUCGCCGGCCAGCAAAUCGCCGUUGCUAUUGGGUUCAACCGUUGUUUAUGGAGCGCCGGCAAAUUGGAAACGAUGUGCUAAAGCAUGUAUCUGCCGAACGUACAGGUGCGAUGCUGCUGAAAUUCCUUCGCAUGAAUAGGCAAGAUUUCGACUUUUUGGUGGGGCUUGUUCGUCCUAUGAUCGAGCGCAUGGAUACAAACAUGCGGGAAGCGAUUACUACCCAGGAAAGGGUAUUAAUCGCGUUGCGUUACAUGGCAACUGGCGAAACGUUUACAGGCCUGCAGUAUAUGUUUCGUGUGUCUCGUCCAUGCAUUGCCCAAAUAGUAAUGGAAGUGUGUAAAUGCAUUCGAGAGGCUCUACGUGACUAUGUUAAGACGCCGUGUUCGCGACAUGAAUGGCUCGAUAUUUCUGAGCAAUUUGAACGACGCUGGAACUUUCCACAUGCAAUUGGUGCCAUCGACGGCAAACAUGUCCGUAUUCGAAAACCCAAUCACGGCGGCUCUGAAUAUUUUAAUUACAAGGGUUUUAAUAGCAUUGUGUUAAUGGUUGUAGUUGAUGCUAACUACAAUUUCCUGUGUGCUGAUGCUGGAGGCAAAGGAGGCAUUUCUGACGGUGGAAUUUUUAAAAACACUCGAUUAUAUCAAAAAUUCGAGAACAAACAGUUGAAUAUUCCGGAGCCGAAGCCAUUGCGUGUGCCGUAUGCAAUAGACGUUCCGUAUUUUAUACUCGGCGAUCAGGCGUUUGCAUUUUCGGAUUAUUGUAUCCGUCCAUUUCCUGGGACACAUGCAUCGGGCAGCAUUGAACGCGUGUUCAAUUAUCGUCAUUCUCGUGGCCGUACGGUUGCCGAAAAUGCUUUAGGCCACAUAUCCAAUCGGUUCUGGAUAUACCAAACCCCAAUUCAACUUCAACCAGAAAAAGCUACUGAAGUUGUACUAACUACAAUUUAUUUGCAUAAUUUUCUCUGCAAAAGAUCGUCAAGAACUUUGUAUGCUCCUGCAACGGCAUUUGAUAGAGUUGUUGACGGGAGGCUUGUGGCAGGUGAUUGGAGGAGUAAUGACACGUUGGCUCCUUUAGAGUAUUUUUCAUCCCGGCCUUCUAAUACACUGAGAGAUAUACGUAUUCACAUGGCCAAGGACUUCGUGAACAACAAUCGUUUAAGAUAAUAAAACAAGAAACAAAACAGAUAAUUAUCCCCAUUUG
Molecule: messenger RNA, 1491 nt
Organism: Anopheles coluzzii
Lineage: Eukaryota; Metazoa; Arthropoda; Insecta; Diptera; Culicidae
Product: putative nuclease HARBI1
Exons: 3
Coding region: 213-1454 (413 amino acids)
Source: RefSeq, a predicted model, not a curated record